AUACACGGUACUAGUCUUAAGCUUGGUCGCAGGCUAGUACUAGUCUUGUCUGGGAAGAUUGGCUAAAAAGCAAUGAUCCCCUACAAAAUUGGACAAUUUGAAAGGCAAAUGGGUAUUUUUAGGGUGUGUUUUAACAUGUGAGAUAUAAGAGGGCAAAGGUAUCAGCGGCAUAUGUUCAUGUGGAGCUGAGAUACAAUAUCGGCAUUACAUCAUGGAGGCUCGACCAUGUAUCAUUGUUCAUGGAGGCGCCUGGGCCAUACCAGACAUCUUAAAAGAAGCAUCGGUAAAUGGAGUCAAGAGAGCUGCCCAGAAAGGCUACGAUUGCUUAAAACAGGUAAAAAAAUAGCCUUCUUUUAAUCUCUUGAUUGGAUUUGGGGGGUUAUUACUUAUAUUGUCAAGUAAGGGAGCAUUACCUGGGGGUCAUUUUAACGACAGUCUCUCCUUUGGAGAGACUAUGUUUUAACCAGCUUCAUGAAAGAAGGUCAAUGCAGCAACGAAUGUGAAUUUCUAUAAGGACACCUUGUUAAUGCAGAAAAUUAUUUAGGUGCGUCUCUGUUGGUGUCCAUGUAUGCAAAAUAUGUUUGAUUGUAUCUUUAUAAAGUAUAUAUUGAUGGCUCACUGGCUGGGUCCAUCCUCGAGGGAAUGUAAAAUCAAAGACUUGAUUAUUUUUCAAUAAUUUUUUGCUGUUAAAGGGUGGGACUGCAGUUGAUGCAGUCGAAGGAGCUGUUCGCAUCCUAGAAGAUGACCCAACUUUUGAUGCUGGUCAUGGCUCAGUUCUUACAGAAGAUUUGACAGUUGAAGUCGAUGCAAUGAUCAUGGAUGGAUACUCACUGGAAUCAGGUACAAGUGCACUCGUUUGCUGGCUAAAUUGGGCAUGUCACAGUCCUCAACAUUUGAACUGGAAACAGAGAUCUUAACUGCAAUAAGUCAUUAUCAGGUUUGCUAAUUGACUGAAUUACUGCCUUGAAAAUGACUGACUUGCCAAAAUUCUGCCUUGUUAGUCACCUUACUGACUGAACAACCUGAUGCUAUAGAUUUUCAUGAUUCUAUGGAAAGAAUGCAGCUAUUGGAGGUGCAAGGAAAGAGUAUUUUUUGGCUCGUGCAUAGCAUCAUUAUCAUGCUUUUAAGACAGCUACACUAGAGCCCGGUUAACACAGACACCAAGGGGACGUGCCAUUAUAGUGUUUGUAUUAUAUGUAAGUGGGCUGUCAGAGAAAAUGUCACAAACCAUGGAGCAAUGACUGAAAGGAAAAAAGCCAGAGAAAUGAAACCUGUGUAACAGAGGGCAGAGGGUCAAACACUGGAAGAUAGAGGGACUGAUCAAAAUCCUCAAAAAUCAAACAUCAAGUAAUUUUUUUUUUUCGGUAAUUAAAUUGUAUUAACCUAUAGAAAUUUCAUUAUUUUAACAGGAUUCAAUGUUUAAAAUUGGCACACAAUGAAAAUAGACACUGCACAGAUACCAAGGGUGUGUUCCUUUUGUGAAUCCAAACAUGGAUUUUUGAUCUUAAAAUGGAUUUUUGAUCCUUUCGGCAAAUCAAAAUCCCAAUUUUUGAUCUGGUGAAUCCUUUUUCAAAAAGGCUCAGUUACAUUUGAAAGCCAAAGAAUCCAACUCCAGAUUAAUGGAUUAGUGAUCUACAUUGUGCCAUUCACAUUGGAUUCAAAAUUAGUCAGGUGACCCGGGGUCCUGCAAUAUUUCCAGUUGAAGUCAGAUAACCAUUGAGUUUCAUCAUUGUUCCUAUUUGCCAUAGGACAUCUGAAAACACUGGAAGAUAGUUCCAGGUACAGUAAAUUAUCCAUUUACCUGCCAUUUGCAGGGCCAUUUUUCUUUAACAGGGUUUGUACAGGUCAUGGAUAACCUGGAACGUCAUGGAAUUAAAGAAUUUCAUUUUCCAGGCCUGGAAAGUCAUGGAAUUUAAUUGUCGGUCCUUGAAAGUCAUGGAAAAUGAAAGUUCUCUUUAGUAGAUUAGUUACUGCAAAGCAAGGACAACUUAAGAUCAAGAGGAGAAAUUAAACAGUGCGAAUGGCAUGCAUUUUGGUGAACACCAGAGUUUGUGUCUGUUGAACUGUUUAAGGUAAACAAAAUAUGCUAAAACAAGGAAAGUUUUGAAAAUCUUCGAAAGUGAAAGCUAAACCUAAGGUUAUGGAAAACUUGGAAAGGUCAUGCAUGGAAAUAGUCGUAGAAAGUCCUGGAAUUUGAAAAGCUCAAAAGAGUACAAACACUUUUUUAAAGAUUGCAUAACGAAACUGAACCUACAAACUUUCCAUAAUGUUAAACUUUAUCGCACUUCUUUCUCGUUUUGGUUAUGUUCCACUCCAUUGUUGCUAAUUCUACAAGGCUUCAUUGCAUAAUUGGUCACACAGUAGAGAACACGUCAUUUCUUGAGAGGUUUCAUAUGGAAUGCGUUUGCAAAAGGUUGCCAAGGUUAAAGAUCCAAGUUCGGAUUUCGCAUUCCUUUCGGUCACAAAAUAGUGCAAAUCUAGGAUCAAAAAUCUGUUGUUGGAUUUGCCGAAAGGAACACACCCCUAGUGUCUGUAAAGUGAGGUGACAAUAUAUGAGAGUUUGUCACUGGGGUCACAGAAAAGUGUCUGUUGUCCGUAUUAACCAGUGUCCAUAUUAAGGAGGUUCAUCCUACAGAAAAAGAUAUCAGUUUUUCGUUUGGGCUAAAUGAAAUUGUCCAUUAUAUAUUGGUGUCUGUGUUAAGCAGGUGUGUGUAGAGAAGGAUUCCAAAGUAGCAUUCUUUUAGGAUUUCUUUGCAGGUAGCCUCUGCCUCUCAUUAGAAUUGGUUAAAAUUUUUAACCAUGGCAGUGUGCCCUCUUGAUUGCCUCUAAAGGGGCUGCUAGCACUCUACAUUCUUCUUCCUGUGUGCCUAUGUUUUGAAGAGUGACUGAGUCCAGCCACCUACAUUGGCAAUAAAGGAGGCUAAUGUUCAAGUGGGAGUCUUAUUCAAUGGAAUUGAUUUGACCCAUUCGCUCCUGGAGAUUUUGCCGAAAAACGCGUUUUGAAGCUAGUCGAGUGGUUUUCUGGUCACUGUCGUGCUAUAAAGAGCUAAAACUUACCACAAACCGGUUUACAGGUCAUACACUUGGCGGCCUUCUGAUCCAGAUGCAAAAUAUCAGCUUACGAAGUUCGGGCAUGCGCAGAAAGCAAAAUUUCGACAUCAGCAGUCUUGACUUUUACUUUUCGCUUUCUCUCCUCCCUUCUUUUUUCGCUUUUCUUGCCUCAUUUUUUUUUUCUCUUGCUGGGCAUUUAGUAGGCUUCAUUUUGGUGGGAAGAGUUUUUAGGAAAGCUUUUAGGAUCUUAGGAUUAGGUGAAAGGAAAGGUAGGUGGGUAAUGGAACAAGAUUUUCAUGGAGAUUUUCAGGUCCUUGUCACGUGGUUUUUUGCUUCUUUCUCCGGUGUCCUUGACUGAAUUGUGCUCAUUCUGGUAUGGUUUGAAAGAUCUCUUCACCCUGCACAAGUUAGCGAAGAAAGUUGUCCUUGACCGUUAAAACUGAUGACGUCACAAAGGGUAGAAAGGACCUGUAUCCGCACGGGCGGUUACGGGCGGUUCAGGGGCGAAUGGGUUAAAGUUAAUAAUUUUUUGUGACAGCCCAUAAUCAUUCCUUCCUUUUUGCAAUGCAUUGAUACCUGUGUUUCGUUGAGACUCCAAUAUCCCCCCCCAACACUUACUGUAAUGUUGAGGGGAAAAUUUGUUCCUGGUAGGUCCUUGGUCGCUGGCUAGGUCCAAUCAUAAUGGAUUAACUACUUACAUUACUUGACUUCAUGAGAGUUGUGCACCACUUGGCAUAAGGUGAACAGGAUGUUUCAUCAGUGUGGAAAUGGAGGAAGUAGCACAUUAAUGAAGUAAAUACUGACAUAUCUUUGGUAUUGUUUCUAGGUGCAGUGGCGUCAGUAAUAGGAAUAGCUAAUCCAGUAUCCUUAGCACGUCACAUAAUGGAAGACACGCCCCAUUCUUUUCUUGUUGCAAAUGGUGCUGUCAAUUAUGCGAACAAAAUAGGAUUCCCAGUUUUAAAUGACCCUCUUGAGCUUAUAAGUGAGGAAUCACGACUACAGUUGGAGGGUCACAAGGAUUUUAACAAUGCUGUCAUAAGAACUUUUAACACAGAGGUGAAACAUGUUAAUGCGAGCCUUAAUGACCUUAAUCCUGGGCAUGACACAGUUGGUGCUGUUGCUUUGGACUCUUCAGGGAGAUUGGCUUGUGCAACAUCUACUGGUUAGAAUACCACAAAUAUAUUUUUACUCCUUAUAGUGACUAACUAAAAAUUCAAAUCUUGUUUGGUAAAAUCCUAAAAAAAAUUUGUCAUAUAUGCAUAAGUUCUGUGAAAGAGAGUUCAUUUGAAUGGGUGCACCACAGAAUUUCGUCCACAGAUUUCAAGGCUGAGUAAAUGCCAUAACGUCUUCAAGGAAAGAGUUAAACUAGCUGUGCAUGAACUUUAGCCAAAUUUAGCCCUGACGAAAUGCACUACCUACAUGUAGCUCUGACUAGUGCUUCUGAUUGCAUUGGUCAUGCCACAAGGGACAUUUGUUUCAACCAAUCAGAACCAUUACCCAGAUCUGAGUAGGUGCAUGUCAUCAGUAUGGAAUUUCUGCAGUUGCUCCUCAGACGUCAUUUCGUGGGGACACCAGUGGUGGUGUUGCAAAAUGUCAGCUGUUUUCUCAGGCUUGUAGGAUGCUCUAACUUACGAAAGAAUUCAUGCCGAACAGGCUGUCGUAAGAUUUCUUCAAAGCUGCCUUUCUCGUCAAACUGAUUUCACCCUAACUUCAUUUUUAGGUGGUAUUUCAUUGAAGAUGGCUGGCCGCGUUGGUGAUAGUCCUCUGGUUGGCUGCGGAGGGUAUGCAAACAAGGAAGGGGCAGUGUCAUCCACCGGUCAUGGUGAAUCAAUCAUGAAGGUGAUGCUGGCAAGGGAGGUGGUCUACAACAUAGAAGGAGGGCAUCCCCCUGGACAUGCCUGUGUGAAAGCUCUUCAAAACAUGUUUGAGAGAGUAGGUGGUCAGGGGGGAGUGAUUGCAAUCGAUAAGCACGGACAGGUUGGGAAGGGUUUUACUACAAAGCGAAUGGCAUGGGCAUCUGUUAAUGAUGAUAUUCUUAAGUUUGGUAUCGAGCCGAACGAAGAAAUUCUGGAUAAGACUUGAUGUUUUAUUUUCCUUGUGCAGUCUUGUCCUUAGUGCUUGUUUCUAAUUUUGUGGCCAAAAAUCGUGGGAUGCAGAAACCC
Molecule: messenger RNA, 5213 nt
Organism: Porites lobata
Lineage: Eukaryota; Metazoa; Cnidaria; Anthozoa; Scleractinia; Poritidae
Source: the annotation of a GenBank genome assembly